Drosophila serrata is the source of this 1396-nucleotide messenger RNA. It is a transcript of the gene dpr6, whose product is annotated as defective proboscis extension response 6. Gene Ontology annotation, cellular component: neuron projection membrane. Lineage: Eukaryota; Metazoa; Arthropoda; Insecta; Diptera; Drosophilidae. Gene Ontology annotation, biological process: synapse organization. The record is from RefSeq and is a predicted model, not a curated record.
CGUCGUGAUUGUGAUGAGCGACAUGACCAACGGCGGCGUGCAGGGACCCAUCGAGGGCUACAAUUCGCUGGACGACCUGCUGACCACCACUCCGACAGCUGGACAGGCGGCCAUGCUCCUGCCCACCGCUCCCACCGCCGCCUAUACGCAUCCCAAAUGGAUGGAGCCCUACUUUGAUCCCUCGACGCCGCGCAAUGUCACCGCUCUCAUGGGCAAGUCCGCCUAUCUUAGCUGCCGUGUGCGCAAUUUGGCCAACAAAACGGUAUCCUGGAUCCGUCACCGUGACAUCCACAUACUGACCGUGGGCUCGUACACAUACACCUCCGACCAGCGGUUCCAGGCCACUCACCACCAGGACACCGAGGACUGGACGCUCCAGAUAAAGUGGGCCCAGAAACGGGACGCGGGCAUGUACGAGUGCCAGAUAUCGACGCAGCCGGUUCGCAGCUAUUUCGUUCGCCUGAAUGUCGUCGUGCCAACGGCCACCAUCCUGGGAGGUCCUGACCUUCACGUUGAUAAAGGCAGCACCAUAAAUCUCACUUGCACUGUAAAAUUCAGCCCCGAACCGCCGGCCUACAUCUUCUGGUAUCAUCACGAGGAGGUCAUUAAUUAUGAUUCAUCAAGAGGCGGCGUGUCGGUAAUUACCGAAAAGGGCGAUGUGACAACCUCAUUUCUGCUCAUCCAGAAUGCAGAUCUGGCAGAUUCGGGCAAAUAUUCCUGUGCGCCCUCCAAUGCAGAUGUUGCCAGUGUGCGUGUGCAUGUCCUAAAUGGUGAACAUCCGGAGGCAAUGCAAACUGGCUCAUCCGGUUGUCAGUACAAUUGGCUGACAAUUGUCCUGCUGCUGGGCCUCGUCCUUUGCUACAGUCGCCAGUGCAGUGCCAUCCUGCCAGCGUCCUUGCCGUCAUCCUCGACAACAGGCACACAGAUGGCAGCCAGCGAAAGUGAUACAGCAUCAGCAGCAACCACAGAAACAGCGACGACGAGGAAGCGGUGUCCAGCGGUCAAGAGCUGUCGCCAGGCCUGCUCCGGUCAGGUCCUGGCCAAGAGGUCCUGUCACAGAUGAUCGAACGGUGACAGCGAAAACAUCAACUAAGUAGAAGUAAUUUAAAGCCACACAUGAAAUGUGAGUGCGAGCGCGAGUGAGUAAAAAUGGUUGAAUGAGUGAAUGGUCCUUUGUGUGUGUCUGGCUAAUCAGCCAUUUAGAAUGUCAGUUUUAAACUCGUAAUCGGAAAGAAUAAAUAAAUAUACAUAAGUAUAUAAAUAUAAAUAAGUCAGUAAACAAUGCAGCACAAUGGCUAAGUGAGAGGCUACAAUUAAUACAAUCAAUCGAUUUAAAACCCAAAGUUCUUUGAUUGAAUAUUUGUUAAAAUGUUUUUUGUUUACUUGUUUACAUAAU